AUGAACCAUGUUUUAGCUAAAGUAGCACUUGGAGAGUCCGUGACAAGCCCACCACCAUUUCAAUCACUUUAUGACACGGGAAAUACCUUCAGCGCGAAUCUUGUGAAAGCGAUAGACUUUGAUCCUAUGAGACCUUGGGAGACUCCAACCAAAGACUUCAACUUCGCUUCAAUGGAAGCGGAUAAGGAAAACCCUGCAAGAGGAAUAAACUUCGCUUCAUCAGGCUCAGGGAUUAUCGACAAAACCUCUGCAAUCGAUCAAUCUGUGUCAAUAACCCAACAGCUAAUGGAGUUGAUGUUCGUAUAUGGGAACCUUACUGCGACAAUUGGUGCUUGGAAGACACAACUGUUGUUUGAAAAAUCAACAUUCUUUUUAUGUUUGGGUAACAACGACAUAAACUUUUUUGUCAUGACUGGACAAAAAAUGGAAGUAAAUGCAUACAUUGACGAACUCAUCGACAGUUACAAUAGCACCCUAAGGGUUUUGUAUAAUCUUGGAGUAAGGAAAUUCGGGAUCUUCGGCAUACCGUAUGUCGGAUGCGUUCCACUCGUGAGAGUAACCGUACUGACCGGGGAGUGUUCAAAAAAAGCAAACGAUAUGGCAAUACAAUUCAAUGAUAAACUCGAAAAGCUUUUGUGUGAUAUGAUGAUCAAUUUCAAGGGAAUGGUAUAUUCGUUCGCAAAUUCAUACGACGUACUUAAGGAAUUAAUGGAGCACCCAAAGAAUUAUAAUCUUACAAACACGAUAGAUGCCUGUUGCGGAUUGGGGAGGUUUAAUGCAAUGAGCAAUUGUAAUCCACUGGCUAAAUUGUGUAAGAACCGAAAGGAGUAUCUUUUCUGGGAUAUCGCUCACCCAACACAAUACGCUGCCUCGAUUAUAAUCAACAAGUUUCAGUUUGGUGGGCCAAAUUACGCAAGACCAAUUAACUGGUCUAAGUUGGCAAGCUUGUAA
Molecule: messenger RNA, 951 nt
Organism: Cynara cardunculus var. scolymus (artichoke)
Lineage: Eukaryota; Viridiplantae; Streptophyta; Magnoliopsida; Asterales; Asteraceae
Product: GDSL esterase/lipase At1g74460-like
Exons: 4
Coding region: 1-951 (316 amino acids)
Molecular function (GO): hydrolase activity, acting on ester bonds
Source: RefSeq, a predicted model, not a curated record